Mus musculus (house mouse) is the source of this 11395-nucleotide messenger RNA. RefSeq names its product predicted gene 14326. The transcript has 4 exons. NCBI's taxonomy places the organism in Eukaryota, Metazoa, Chordata, Mammalia, Rodentia, Muridae. The record is from RefSeq and is a predicted model, not a curated record. Bases 187 to 1851 code for a protein of 554 amino acids.
CAAGACUCAAUAGCCAAUCAGAGCCUCCACAUGGACCUGCCAGUCAGAAGAGGAGGCGGCUCUUCCAGGUCAAGCUUGCAAGCUCCUUUCUGUAACUCAGCGGUCAUGGGAGUUUCUAUGUGAUGUGUUCUGCGUGACUCUACUGGGUGUUGUGAGAGAAGGUUAGUCAAGCUCAGAACUCCAAACAUGGAUUUAGUCACCUAUGAUGAUGUGCAGGUGAACUUCACUCGGGAUGAGUGGGCUUUGCUGGAUCCUUCUCAGAAGAGUCUCUACAAAGGUGUGAUGCUAGAGACCUAUAGGAAUCUCACAGCUAUAGGUUACAUUUGGGAAGAACAUACAAUUGAAGACCAUUUUCAAACUUCUAGAAGUCAUGGAAGGCAUGAAAGAAGUUGUUCUGCAGAGCAACCCUCUGAGUUUAUUCAAUGUGGUAAAGCCUUUGCAUAUGAGAGUGGUAGACAAAGGCAUCAAAUUAAACAUAAUGGAGAGAAACACCAUGACUGUAACCAAUGUGGUAAGGACUUUAGAACAUGGAAUGUCCUGCAAAUACAUAAGCGAACACAUACAGGAGAGAAACCCUAUGACUGUAAACAAUGUGGUAAAGCCUUUGCAAGAAGCUGUCAUCUCCGAAUACAUAAUCGAACACAUGCAGGAGAGAAACAGUAUGAAUGUAACCAAUGUGGUAAAGCUUUUAAAAGAAGGAGUGACCUCCAAAUACAUAAGCGAACACAUACAGGAGAGAAACCCUAUGAAUGUAACCAAUGUGGAAAAGCCUUUGUAAGCAGUGGUGACCUCCAAAAACAUAAACGAACACAUACAGGAGAGAAACCCUAUGAAUGUAAACAAUGUGGUAAAGCCUUUUCACAAAGCAGUCAUCUCCGAAUACAUAAGCGAACACAUACAGGAGAGAAACCCUAUGAAUGGAACCAAUGUGGAAAAGCCUUUGCAAGAAGUGGUGACCUCCAAAAACAUAAGCGAACACAUACAGGAGAGAAACCCUAUGAAUGUAAACAAUGUGGUAAAGCCUUUGCACAUAGCAGUCAUCUCCACAUACAUGAGCGAAGACAUACAGGAGACAAACCCUAUGAAUGUAAACAAUGUGGUAAAGCCUUUGCAGUAUUCUAUACUCUCCAAAUGCAUAAGCGAACACAUACAGGAGACAAACCCUAUGAAUGUAAACAAUGUGGUAAAGCCUUUACAGUAAUCUAUACUCUCCAAAUGCAUAAGCAAACACAUACAGGAGAGAAACCCUAUGAAUGUAAACAAUGUGGUAAAGCCUUUUCACAAAGCAGACAUCUCCGAAUACAUAAGCGAACACAUACAGGAGAGAAACCCUAUGAAUGUAACCAAUGUGGUAAAGCCUUUGCAAGAAGUGGUGACCAACAAGAACAUAAGCGAACACAUACAGGAGAGAAACCCUAUGAAUGUAACCAAUGUGGUAAAGCUUUUAUAAGAAGGAGAGUCCUCCAAAUACAUAAGCGAACACAUACAGGAGAGAAAUCAUAUGAAUGUAAACAAUGUGGUAAAGCCUUUGCAGGAAGCAGUCAUCUCCGAAUACAUAAGCGAACACAUACAGGAGAGAAACCCUAUGAAUGUAACCAAUGUGGUAAAGCUUUUAUAACAAGGAGAGUCCUCCAAAUACAUAAGCGAACACAUACCGGAGAGAAAUCAUAUGAAUGUAAACAAUGUGGUAAAGCCUUCGCAAGCAGUAGUGACCUCCAAAAACAUAAACGGACACAUUCCGGAGAGAAACCCUAUGAAUGUAAACAAUGUGGUAAAGCUUUUGCACAAAGCAGUCAUCUCCGAAUACAUAAGCAAACACAUACAGGAGAGAGACCCUAUGAAUGUAACUAGUAUGGUAAAGCCUUUGCAGGAAGCAGUGGUCUCCAAUGCCAUAAAAGAUAAAUACAGGAGAGACACCAUAUGAAUGUAACCAAGGUGGUAAACCCUUUGAAGGAAGCAGUGGUCUUGAAUAUUAUAAUCGAAAACACACAGCUGAAAAACCCAGGAAUGUAACCAAUGUGGUAAAGCCUUUGCAGGAAGGAGUGACCUUUAAAGAGAAAAGACCAUACAGGAGAGAAAUCUAUGAAGGUAUCUAAUGUUAUAAAGCCUUUGCAGCAAGCAUUGAUCUCCAAGUACAUAAAUGAACAUAUACCAGAGAGGAACCUUUUAAAUGUAACCAAUGUGGUAAAGCUUUUUCGAAAAACAAUAGUCUUUACACACAUAAAAGCACAUAUAGUUGAGAGAAAUGCUUUGAUUUUAACCAAUGUGGUUAAACUUUUUCAAAAAGCAGUAAUCAACAAAAUCAUGAAAGAGCACGUAUAGGAGAGAGAUUUUUGAAUGUUAGCAAUGGUGCUUUUAUAGCUUUUUCACAAAGCAGUGGCCUCCAAAUAUAUAAAGGAACACAUACAGGAGAGAAACCCUAUGAAUAUUGGCAAUGUUUUAAAGCACUUCUACAUCACAAUCAUCUUCAAAUCUGUAAGGAACAUGAGGUUUUGAGAAAUCCUCUGAAUAACACCAAUUAGGGAAAGCAAUUGUACAAAAGAGUCAUCCCCAACACAAAAGUAUACACACUAGAUAGAAACCCUAUGAAUAUAGGCAAUGUGGUAAACAUUUUAUAAGUCACAGUAGUCUGUAAGAAAAGGAGACACAGUUGAGAAAAACACUAUGAAAUGAACAAGUGAACAGAGCCUUGUGCAUUAAAAUCUUCAAAUACAUAAAAGAAGACAUAGAGGUGAGAAAUCCGAUGUCUACAAGCCAUGUGGUAUUGCUUUCACUUGUCAGUCAUAUUCAAAGACACAAAAGAAAACAAAAUGUAACAAAAGGCUGAGUGUGUUUAAUAUGGUGAAACUUUUUGAAUAUUUUAGAGUCUUCACAAUGAAACCAUUCAUACUGCAAAUAAAUUUAGGAAUAUAAUAUGGUGAAACCUUUUCAGAUUUCCCAAAUCUUCAUCAUUAUGAAUGAGAAACCCAUAAAUACAUUCAAUAUGGGGAAGCCUUUAAACAUUUCUAAUUCUUUAUCAUCAUGAAAAUAAUCAUACAAAGGAGAUCAAGGGGAUACAAGGCAUGAUUCUUAAUGUCUUGCUUGAGUUACAGUCCUGACAUCCUUUGGUGAAAAAUAUCAAUGCGGAAAUUGUGAGCUGGAUUAAACCCUUUCCUCCCCAACUGCUUCUUGGUCAUGAUGUUUAUGCAGGAAUAGAAACCCUGACUAAGACAAAUUGGUAUCAGGAGUGGGGUAUUCCUGUGACAACCUGACCAUGGUUUGGGAGGACUGUGGAAGGACUUUGGAACUUUGGGCUAGAAGAUUCAUUCUGUGUUAAGAAUGCUGUGGGAUGUUGUGUAGGAGCUUGGAAGAUAAUGUUGAGAACCGUGCAGAAGAUGGAGGCCUGGCUUGUGAAAUUUCAGAGGGAAAAUUAAAGCCUCUUUUGAGGGCCAUUGUUACUUUGUGAAGAUUCUGUGGUUCUGGUUAACUGGGGCUGAAGAAUCAGCUGUGAUUAACAAGAUAAUAGAAUUUCUAGAGUGAAAACUUUGCAUUACUGGGACUGUUGAUGCUGGUUAGCUGGAGCUAAGAAAUUAGCAGUGAUUAAGAAGAAACCAGCAUCAUUGAAGUGACAUCAUCUGUGAAGUGUUUUCUGAGAGCACAGAGGAAGUGUUCUAGAGAUAAUCAAGGUGGUACCUUGUGCUGUGGCUGGACUUGGUAGUGUGUAAGUCUUAUCCUCGUGGUACUGGUUUUGAAGGCAUGAAGGGAUAAUUCAGAGCAGCUAAGGCCCAGCACUUUGAGAGGCCAUGGAAGGCCACUGGUUAAGGUGCAGACUCAGGUGAAAUUGAUGGCCCAGUACUGAAGAGAUCAUGCAGUGUUUUGGAGUUGACAGCUCCAUGAUUGACCACGAAGAACUGCAGCAGCAGCAAAGUACAUGCAUCUGGAGCCUAGAGGACAAGUUGUGUGCUACAAAGGACAGGGUUGGAAAAGUGACCCAAGCCCUUGGAUCUUUUGGAGUUGUCCAAAAGAUCGUGAGUUGGAUCCCAGACAUUGGACAGUUGGAGUUUAAUUUUUACUUUUGAUUGUGACUGUGCCCUGAUAUUUUUCCCUCUUGAAGGAAACAAGUAUUUUAGUGGAUUCCAUAGUAAAGAGACUUUUAAUUGUAAAAGGCUUUGGAUUUUAAAGGAUAUUGGAUAUUUUAAAAGCAUUGAACUUUUAAUAUGUAAAGUCUGUGGGGCUUUCAAAGUUGUGUAUAUCUUGGGCAUGAAUAAGAAACUAAGAGUUGAGCAUUACUAGUGAUGUGUUUGCGUGUCAAGUUGACAAGGUGUCAAUUAUACUGGCUAAUUUUGUGUCAACUUGACACAAGCUGAAGUUAUCACAGAGAAAGGAGCUUCAGUUGAGAAAUGCCUCCAUGAGAUCCAGAUGUAAGACAUUUUCUCAAUUAGUGAUCAAGGGGAAAGGCCCCUUGUGGGUGGGACCAUCUCUCUGCACUGGUAGUCUUGGGUUCUCUAAGACAGCAGUCUGAGCAAGCCAGGUGAAGCAAGCUAGUAAAGAAACAUCCUUCUGUGGCCUCUGCAUCAGCUCCUGCUUCUUGACCUGCUUGAGUUCCAGUCCCGACUUCCUUGGUGAUGAACAGUAAGCAGUAUGAAAGUGUAAGCCAAAUAAACCCUUUCCUCCCCAACUUGCUUCUUGGUCAUGAUGUUUGUGUAGGAAUAGAAACCAUGAAUAAGACAAGGGGUAUAAGGUAUGGAUUGUAAAAAAAAGAUUAGACAAUAAAGAAAUGAAGAAAUAAAAUUAAUUUUUUUUUAAAAGGAGGAUCAGACAGAAACAUUCCUUCCAAAUUAUAGCUUUAUUUUCACACCAAUCAGGAUUUAGGGAUAGGGGCUUAUGUAGUUUACAGUGUCAACUGUUAUAUAAUAUGACUGUUAUAGCUUAACUAAUCAUAUGGAUUUGUUCUUUGGUGGUAAAGUACAGUCUUAUGUUUUGAGGGGCACAGUGAAAAGCAGAAAACAUUGUUAGAGACAGUCAUUAUGUUUUAAAAAGAAAAUAUGAGUAAAGUGAGGUUGGAUCUCCACAAUACCUAAUCCUUGGAAACGAACUUAGUUUCACCAUAUGAUUAAAUUCAGGAUAAUAACAAAAAGGCAAUACUUAGGGCCUGGUGUUUGGAUUUGAUUUGUUUUUCUGCUAAUUCCCAAUUGUGUAUUGAUUCUUAUGCUACUCCUGUUAAAUUCUUCCCAAAUUUCAUGAUAAUCCUGUACUGGGACACUGAGAUUCCCUGCCCCAAGCUGAUUGUAAAUGGGUAACAAAAGUGCCAGCAGCCAAUGGCUAGGCAGGCAACAAAGGCAGGACUUUUGGAUUCAUGGCAAGGGAAACAAAGAGGAUCUCCAUGCCAGUAAAGGAUUUGGAUGCCAGCUUCAGAGCUGGGAAAGACACAAUACCAGCCACAUAAAAGCUAGGAAAGAGUGACCCCAGUGUUCCCUCCUCUGAUUGGUUCUGGAGAAGCAAAGAUGGGCUCUAGAUUUAGGAAAUUAGGUGUAUCACAGGGGAACCAAUAGCAAUGUGGAUGUUUGGUAGUGUCCCAGCCAAUGAGCUGAUUUGGCAUAUUACAUAAUGCUGUUUGUCUUUCAUUUCAGACUCCAAAGUACUUGUAUGCUGAGCUAAGAACUUAAACAGGUGGCAUCCUAUAGUAGAGCAGAGUAACCAACUGAGUCUACAGAAGACAUCACACCUACAGGAUGGAAUGCAAUAUUAAAAACUAUUUGGGGAUUCUCAAAUGAAAAACAAAUGCUAAGAUGUGAAAUUAAGGGAUGAGGAAAAUUGGUUUCUUAGUGGAUUCGCUUGUUUUGCUGAGCCAUUUGAAUCCUCACUAGCUGUGCAGGUUCACAACUAAAACAAAAGUUGAGCUAAAAUGGUAUGCACAAUUCUUGGAUUUGUGGAAUGAGCUGGGACUCAGAAAAAUGUCCCAAGCUGAUCCAGACAUCCUUGUUGGUCUGGAUUUUCCAUGAGCCCUCUUCCACCAUGAGCCCUUCUAAAAGAUUUCUGUCUGCCUCAGAUAGUUUAAGCUUGGAGGUGCAGUACAAAGAGACAGGCUGCUCAGAAAGCAACAACAGAGGUAGAUGGUAGAGGCUGCCCAGAGCUAUAAUCAGAAAAAAAGAAUAGAGAGAAAUCGAUGAGAUUUGUUUUAACUUCUUUUAAGGAAAAAUGAGCAGGUGGUGAUUGUGUAAGAGUGUUUGAGGCAAUCUCUGUGAAGGGCCCUAAUGUCUGCAGAGGAUUCUCCACAUGGCUGGCACCCUAGCACACCCAGGUCCUUGAGAUCACUGGUAAGUGGAAUGCAAUAUAAGUUCCAAAAAAUACAGAGGGUCUUGUAAUAGUAGGAACAGGGACAAAGGACAGCAGCGUGACCAGCGACUGAGGUUAACUUCUGGUUGGAGCCACCCUCUCCCACCCCCAUGCAAUCUUUGGCCAGAUCUCAGCAGAGGGCCCAAAGGUCCCCAGAGGACUCUUCAUGCUGAAGGCCCCCUAGCACACCCUGGUCCUUGAGAUCACUGGUGAGUGGAAUGCAACAUCACUUCCAAAAAAUCCAGAGGGUCUUGUGCUAGCAGCAACAAGGUCAAAGGACAAAGGCAGGCCCAAGCACAUCCAGAAUCUUGGGAUCACUGAGAACUGGUUAUGCAGGAGAGUAAGUGGGCAGCAGAAGCAACAAAGCUUCUUGAACAAGGUCCCUACAGGCCUUCAUCCUCAGCCAGAAGACAGACCUAACACCCAGAACCCUAGACACUUUCCCUGGGAGAGGGGAGUCGGCCUCCAGGGAGGGCUCUGACCCCAGGAAUCAGGAGGUGGAUCUGAACUCCAGACUUCUGUGCACCUUCUCUGUUGGCACUUUCUCUUUAUGUUACCUAGGUCACAUCAUAUUUAGUGGAUAGGAUUAUAGACAAUUAAGACUGUAGUAAGAUUAAGGGAGAGUUUCCCUUAGAAUUUAAGACAUAUUUCAAACAACCAGAAUGGAGAUUUUUUAAAUUAUGUUUAUUCUUUAAUUAUACUCCAGUCAUUAUCACCCCCCCCCAUUCCAACCACUAACAGUUUCUCAUCCCAUAUCCCGACCCCUCUGUACAUCUCCAUGAGGGUGUCCUCACACCCACAACCAUUCAACAACAUCCUGCCAGGCCUCCCCAAUCCCUGGGACUUCAAGUCUCUCAAGGAUUAGGUGUGUCUUCCCUCCCUGAGUCCAGGCCAGGCAGUCCUCCUCUGUAUAUGUUGGGGACCUUGGACCAACAAGUGUAUGCUGCCUGGUUGCUGGCUCAGAGUCUGAGAGAUCUCCAAGGUCAAGGUUUCUUGAGACUGUUGGUCUUCUUGUUGGGUUGUAAGACUCCCGGGAGCCUUAGCUUACUGGGGACCUGUGAGUGAACCAUGUGGGGCUGGAAUCAAUGGAAAAAGCAAGAGGAAUUUAUUGUUCCACUAAACUGGGGUCAUCCCAGACCCUAAGGAGAGGUGGUGACCCGCGUGCCUGUUCGGCGAGCUUUUAUAUGGUUGUCAGGGGCAAAAUAGAGCAUCAACCUGGCAGUGAUGGCAUACAUCUUACAUUUAAAAGCUCAUAGUGGAUUGCCCAGACCCCUUAAUGAGGGCAAUGCUGCAGCAGGUUUGCAUAUCAGGCAGAGUAUAGGCAUUACACAGGAAUAGUUCAGCCAAACACUCUCAUUCUUUACAUCAUUAAAAAGCAAUAGGUUGAGACAACAAUUUGGUAUUUCUUGAGAAUGUGCAUGUCAAAUUGUAAAGACUUUCAUCAGUGUCCUCAAUUUCUUCCUGUAUCACACAAAGGUGUUAAUCCUCUAGGAGUUAAUCCUCUAGGACUGGUACCUACUCAGUUAUGGCAAAUAGACGUUACUUAUAUAUCUGAAUUUUAAAAAUGUUAAACAAUGUACAUAUGUGCUACAUCCAAUCCAGUAGUGAGAAGCGCGACAGGCCCCGAAAACCUGUGUGCUGUCCUGAGGCGAGAAGUUCACGGAAACUUAGUCUCCUGGAAUCUUGCAAUCAUGUAUAAAGAAUGCUCCAAUGUCCUUGCUUUAGUUGGUAAACGGAUCUUGGGCUUUCCCUUAAUGUUGCUUUAUUAUAAGUCCUCCUAAGGGGGCUGGAGAGAUGGCUCAGUGGUUAAGAGCAUUGACUGCUGUUCUGAAGGUCCUGAGUUCAAAGCCCAGCAACCACAUUGUGGCUCACAACCACCCAUUAUGACAUCUGAUGCCCUCUUCUGGUGUAUCUGAAGACAGCUAUAGUGGACUUAAACAUAAUAAAUAAACAAAUCUUUAAAUCACAUAAUUAUAAAAAAAAUAAGUGCUCCUAAGUAUUGAUUUUUUUUUUUUUUUUUUUUUUUUUUUUUUUUUUUUUUUUUUUUUUUUUUACAUAGAGCUAAGUUAGAUUCUAGGCAGUCAUUGAUCCGACCCUGGGCAUGGAUAGCUAAGUCACUGCCCUAUGUAGGAAUUUACCAUUAUCUAGGAAGAGGGAAGUUAGUGACCUAAGGAGGAACCAGAGUAGAUACUUAGAACUAUAGAUAGCUGAGUUACACCCAUAUACAAGUGUUUACAAUGGCCUAGGGGGAACAGGAACCCAGACCCCUUAAUGAGGGCAAUGCCACAGCAGGUUUGCAUAUCAGGCAGAGUAUAGGCAUUACACAGGAAUAGUUCCGCCACACACUCUCAUUCUUUUUGUUUGUUUGUUUGUUUUUCAUUUUUAAAAUUCUAUUUUUUAUUUAUUUGUUUGUUUAUUGUAUGUAAGUACACUGUAGCUGUCUUCAGACACUCCAGAAGAGGGCAUCAGAUCUCAGUACAGAUGGUUGUGAGCCACCAUGUGGAUGCUGGGAUUUGAACUCAGGACCUUCGGAAGACCAGUCAGUGCUCUUUUUUUUAAAUAUUUUUAAUUAGGUAUUUUCCUCAUUUACAUUUCCAAUGCUAUCCCAAAAGUCCCCCAUUCCCUCCCCCUACUCCACUACCGACCCACUCCCACUUUUUGGCCAUGGCGUUCCCCUGUACUGGGGCAUAUAAAAUUUGCAUGACCAAUGGCUCUCUUUCCAGUGAUGGCCGACUAGGCCAUCUUUUGAUACAUAUGCAUCUAGAGACAAGAGCUCCGGGGUACUGGUUCAUUCAUAUUGUUGUCCCACCUAUAGGGUUGCAGUUCCCUUUAGCUCCUUGGGUGCUUUCUCUAGCUGCUCCAUUGGGGGCCCUGUGAUCCAUCCAAUAGCUGACUGUGAGCAUCCACUUUUGUGUUUGCUAGGCCCUGGCAUAGUCAAAUGCACUAAAAGAAACACUCUCAUUCUAUACAUCAUUAAAAUACUAAUAGGUUGAGACAACAAUUUGGUAUUUCUAGAAAAUGUGCAUGUCAAUUUAUAAAAACUUGUCUUCAGUGUCCUCAAUUUCUUCCUGUACUACAUAAUGGUGUUAAUCCUUGAGAACACAUACCUAAUCAAGUAUGGCAAAUAGAUGUUACUUAUGUAUCUGAAUUUUAAAAAAUGUUAAACAAUGUACAUAUGACUAUUGAUAUCUUCUCAUGCUUUCUAUUUGCAACUGCUUUAACAGGAUAAGCAACUAAAUAAGGAACUAGUCAUUGCCUACAUUGUUUUUCUAUUCUUGAUGUUCAAAAUGACAGGAAGACAUAAAGUUACUGGCCAUUACAGUCAGGCAUUUGUGAUGUUUUGUUAACAAUUUAAUACUUGUCAUAUUACUGGGAUUCCUUAUUAUUCUCAAAGACUAGGUAUUGUGGAGCACACCCAUGGAACUUUAAAACAAUUCUCAAUUUAGCACAAUCUUCAAUCAUCUGGUAGGAAAGUCUCAAGGAGGCAUCAUCUGAAUCAGGUUAGCCUUUCACAAUAGCUGUGGGAUACUGUCAUAGUUAUAUUAAUUAAGAUGAAGAGACUUAGCACGGUUAAGUUGCUCCAUUUCCUAAGCAGGGACCCUGGUUGUAAAAGAAUGGAGAAAGUGAACUGUGCACUAGCAAAAAUGCUCUGAGACUCCUGCUCUUGACUGUCGAUAGGUGUGCACUCUUGUUGCAGGCUCUUGACACUGCAACAUUUUACCACCAUGAACCAUACUACGGAACUAUGAGCUAAAAUGACCCUUUCUUUCCCAUUUGCUUUUCCUAGGGUAUUUUAUUGUAAGAAUAGCAUUGUACCAAUACAUUUAAACAUUUUGUUUCUCUUUUGAGGAUUUUUAAAAAUGAAACAUAAAGUAUAUAUGGCAUGAAAGGCAUUGUCCAAAGAAUGCCAAGUGCACACAUCUCACUAGUCUAUCUCUUGAUGGACAGCCUCCCUCAGUCUCACUCUCUGUCAGGCAUCAUUCAUUUCUCCAGUCAGGAAACAGUAGAUUCCUACUAUGCUAUCCCUGGCUUGACCUACAGCUGUAUAUUACCUCCAAUCUGAAACUAACUCAGAAGGAGGUUAUGGGACUCACAGUGUUCCCAAUGGGGUUGUAUAAGCAAGAACCAGUUCAUGAGGGAGAGAUGACUCCCUGGUAGCACUGCCUGCAAGCAGUAUAGCAAACUUCAGGGAUUCAGCUCCUUCAAGGCAUCACCCAUGUUGGGUUGCUUUGUUAAUGACUCAGCUAGCUGACUAUGCCAACCAUAAUUGGAAAAGCCCAAUAAUAAUUUCUCUCCCAUUCACUGGGCUUGAAAUCACUUCAGAGACAAAGUUUUGGUUGUUUUGGGGAGUUUGAGAGAAGCAAAAAAAAAAAAAAAAAAAAAAAAAAAAAGGAUCAAAGCCACCCAGAAUGAAAUGACUCCAAAUGUUGGCCCAGCUAAGGUAGAAAAUCAUGGGCCAAGAUAAACCUUUCCUUCCCAUAAUCCUAAAAUAUUUUUGUUGGGUAUUUAUUUGCAGCAACAAGAAAACCCACUGAUGCUCCAAAACAAUACUUGGGUGGAGCCAUCUCCUAUCUCUCAACAUGCUCUAUCUGGAAGGAAAGGAAGUUCCUUCACAUCUCCCCAGGAUACAUUUAACAACAAACACCCCAUUAAGAACUUGCUGUAAUCAUUGUCCAGGGUCAGUGCCUUGGGUAGUUGACACAUGAGAAGCUCCUGUGACAUCUUGUGAACUGUCACUGCCAUGGAGCCAGGAACCCACCUCAGUGUUGGGACAUCAUUGCUGGUGCUAAUGUACAGACUUCAAGAAUGUGCCUGUCUAAGAUGAAAAGUGGAUGGAGGAAGGACAAGGGCAAAAGUGACAGAGUUUGUUCAAAGAAAAACAAAGCAGGGGCUUCUCAAAAAGCUAGCUUGCCAUUCCCCCAUCACCCUCAACUCUCCCAUUCCCUGAGAAUCCCACAAGUCAGGAAGGUUUCGGUGGCCCUCUUGUGGCGACCUCAAAUAUUGCUCAAUGUUUUUUGGUUGCAUCAUGCAAGUGGUACCAGCUAGAAACAAGGUGUGAAAUAAAACUAUUUUAAAGGUU